This is a messenger RNA of Lytechinus variegatus (green sea urchin), 3045 nucleotides long. Its product is annotated as homeobox protein Hox-B3-like. The transcript has 2 exons. Gene Ontology annotation, molecular function: RNA polymerase II cis-regulatory region sequence-specific DNA binding; DNA-binding transcription factor activity, RNA polymerase II-specific. Gene Ontology annotation, biological process: regulation of transcription by RNA polymerase II. The coding region runs from base 266 to 1396 and encodes 376 amino acids. Gene Ontology annotation, cellular component: nucleus. The record is from RefSeq and is a predicted model, not a curated record. Lineage: Eukaryota; Metazoa; Echinodermata; Echinoidea; Temnopleuroida; Toxopneustidae.
GAUGAGGUGGUAGUGAGAUGGAAGAGAGAAAGAGAGACGGAGACGAAAUCGUUGUCACCUCUAGAUGUAAAUACCAAACACGUUAUACCUUGACUAGAACCUUAUCUAGAUAGUACCUUGGUUGUUGGUGAUUGGUCAGGACGUGUCACAUGACCAUUGCUACCACAACGACAAUCUGUUUGUGUCUUUCUUUCUUGAUAAUGGUGUCAACUCCGACUCAGAUUGAAAUAAAUUUUUGGACGUGGUGACACCGGAUUCUUGUGCGAUGCAGGCGGUUGAAUACUAUGAGCGAGCACCAGCCAUCUAUGGAGCCGAGUACUUUGGGAGCCAAAAUGCAUCGGCUAAUGGCUACGCCUAUGGUAGCAGCGCUGGCCACCACCAUCAUCAGCAGUACUUUUACCAUGACCAGGGACAGGGGGCCGUCAACGCUGGCGGUGGUGGCUACCAUGGAAUAGACCCACGGGAAGCAGCAGAAGCAGGAGGACUUUAUGGGUCGGGUGAAAGCCCCGACCGGGCAAGUUCCGGCGGGGCAGGUGGUGGUAGUGGUGGCGGAUGUGGAGGGAACUCAUGUUCUGAGCAAGAUGUAUGUGCAGGGAUGGUGAAUUGUAGAACAGGUGCUGUCAAUGGACAAGUCCCGAAGACUAUCUACCCUUGGAUGGUGGAAUCGAGGCAAAAUACUAGACAAAAGAAGCAACCAGAAUGUGUAAUCGAGGAUAAAAAGAAACCUUUACCCUCGGUAGCGCCCAGUGAGAGUCCGCCUAUCAUCCCAAAUGAUAUCCACAGUGGAGGACAUGGUGGUGGAAGUGGAGCAGGUGGAGCACCAGGAGGGGGAGGAGGGGAAGGAGUAAUCGGAGCCGGACAUGGAGCACAAGGUAGCGCGAUGAGCCCAAACCUGAAUAACCAUGCCAACGGAAUCAGUCAAAGAGAAAGCGGGAGCUCUGGGUCGAUGAACGGGGGAAGUAGUGGCGGAAACGGAGGUAGCAGUCCGAAGCGAAAUCGAACGGCUUUUACCAGCGCACAGUUAGUCGAGCUGGAAAAGGAAUUUCAUUUCAACCGGUACUUGUGUCGCCCACGGAGAGUCGAAAUGGCAAAAUCUUUGAAUCUCACAGAGAGACAAAUUAAGAUUUGGUUUCAGAAUCGAAGGAUGAAAUACAAAAGAGAUAUGAAAGAAACAGAGCGAGCUGAACGAGGUAUCAAAGUUUCAGACUCAGUGCUAGCUCGCCAAGCCGAGAGAGCUGGACAUGUCAGCGGCGAGCCGUUUCUCUUCGGUUUCCACCCGGGUAGCUCACAUCACUCAGAAAGAACAUUUCGCGGGGCGCCUGCCUAUUGUCAAUUUUCAUACUCUUGUACACAAGAACAAUCGCUUGAAGCGACUCCGCAUCUAACACACUUGUGAAACUCAGUAUGUCAUAUUUGAUGAUGUAAAUAUUGACACACAAAACGUUUUAUUGUGGUUCAGGAACUACGGAUGUGAUUCGAGAUGACGUUUUCAACCUGCAACUGAAUGACUAUGCAUAACACUGUGACAAUAUUAAACAUUUAGUAUUUAUAGUCUUAUGAAUAUUUCACAGAGCGGGAGAGUAUGUAGGACGUUUUGUUGUUGAAAAUUUCAUUGUAAAAAAAAUAAUGUACUGUAUAAAAUAUUAAGAUAGUGUUAAGAAUAUACGAUAACACAAAUAAUGAGUAUGAACUCUUUCUUUAUAACAACCAAUAAAAUUCUUGCCACAUUGUCGAUGACAAAAGUAAGGCGAGUGUGCCAUGCCAUGGAAUAGAUGAGUAAUGGCAAAAAAUUCUGAUUAAAAUCUAUACAUUGCUUACAAUAAAUAUGUGCAAUGUCACACUUUACAUACCUUCCAGCACCUUUUGUAAGUCUUGAUUAAUAUGAAUGAAAUCCAUUAACUUAUGGUACAUACAAGUUGAAUUCGUGCAUAGUUUAACCUCUGCCAUUUGAAUAUUGAUCUGCUGAAACUCUUGUUGAAUUUAUGACGAAUUUUGCUAGAUUUGUGAUGAAUAGAUUGAAUAAUAUCAUUCAAAAACUCACAUUGAUAGAUAUCACAAAUCCUAUAUAACAUUGCUGACCUUACCCCCCCCCCCACACACACACACAAUAAUAUUAAAAAUAGAAAAUACUGAUAUGUUAAAAAGGAGAUACUGCAUUGAAAAUAAAAAUGAUGUCAUACCACAUAUUUAUGAUCAAACUGAUAAUCAGACAGUAAAGUUGAAGCCCUUCAUGACAUGAAUUAUUUCUCCGCCGGUAUACCACGAUCUUAUUCAGUGCAUAGUGUUUAAUACGUAAGUAAGGACAUGCCAUUCGCCAUUGUGUUGAAGGUUUCACUGUCAAAUAUUUUUGAGAUAUAUUUGAAUAUAUGAAAUAAUGCAGCCAAACAUUUAGAAUGAAUAAAAAGUUCUUAAAAAAGAUACGACCAGAACACUUCAUUUGAAAAUUAGUACUCUGAACAUGUUGAAGCUAUACUUUGAUGCUACAAUAACAAAGCUAAGACGUCUAUAUUGUAUGGAGAGGGCCAUUGUGUACUUUAUUACGUAUUUCAGUAUUUGCACAUACUUUAUUCGACUUCAAAUUAAAUAGUAAAUUUCCAAAGGGCCAGCUCAGCGUUAAAACGCUCAAUAUUGGAACACGACACUAUGUCCAGAUCUACUGUAGAUUACGUAAUAAUUCACAGAGUGACGUACAGGGCUAAAUUGAUGAAGUAAAACGAUUAUGAAUGAAGAAGAUCAUCUUUUGAAAGGAAAAUAUAAAAACAAAAUUCAGAACAUUAUGCAGUUGCUGGAACUACCCGGCUGGUAGCACAUGCGUGGUAUUUCAAAUACAUAUUGUAUCACGUAUGGGGGUAUCCGAUGUAUUAAUUGCUGAAUUCAAACUUGUUAAAUCUAUCACAGUACUCUGAAAUAUAUAUAAAAAUAUGAUUGACAUGAGAUGAAAAGGUGAACAUUAGUUGUCAUUGUAAAAGAAAUGUAACAGUCAUCUUGUAACUGAGUUUGAGAAAUGAAAUAAAAUGAAUAAAUAUAAAUGAGAAAUACUGUUUA